GCGCGCAGUCUCUGAAUAUUUGUUACACAAUUGAGAAGUUUUCUUACAAAAUCUAAGGAGCAAUACAAAAAUAAUUUUAAAUGGCGGAAUCGAGACGUGUAAGCCAAAAGUCACGUUCUAGUACUCCAUCUGCCCAGCAUCAAGCCUACGAUGGCGAUGCAUUCGUGCAACAUUUUGAAAAGCGAGGUGCACGCGAAAUUAUUAUAAUGGAUCCGGUGGGCAAGCCAAUCCGUUCCACAGUUAGCCAGAGGCGCACAUAUAAUUAUGCCUCUCUCCUAAAGCCGUUGGCCACAAUGGCACGCAAUGUGGUAAGGGAUUUGGAUCCGGCUAACGAUGUGACCUUUAUGCGUUUACGCUCCGAAACGCAUGAGGUGCACGUGUCCCUCAACACGGAGUUCAUAGUGGUCGUCAUACAGAAACUGAAACGAAAAGCUAAAUAGUUAUUAUAUGCACAACUAAAAAAAGUAUAUGUGUGGGUGUGGGUGUGGGUGUGUGUGUCAUAUAUCAUAGCAUAUGCUUUAUAUUAGGCCUAUUGGAUUCCAUAUUAAAACUUGGCGAAAUUUAAAAGCAAUUGAAAAUUCAUGAGCAUUCAUUGUACAGAUUGCAAUUAUUUAAAGUGUUUGUUAAAUCGAUUUUGUUAGUUUGUGGACAAAUUAGCGCCAGCAAACAAAAACUGUUAUCGAAUCCGAAACCAAAUGUUCAAUAAAAGCAUAUUAAGUAUA
Molecule: messenger RNA, 722 nt
Organism: Drosophila virilis
Lineage: Eukaryota; Metazoa; Arthropoda; Insecta; Diptera; Drosophilidae
Product: dynein light chain roadblock-type 1
Biological process (GO): microtubule-based movement
Cellular component (GO): cytoplasm; centrosome; cytoplasmic dynein complex
Molecular function (GO): dynein intermediate chain binding
Source: RefSeq, a predicted model, not a curated record